GUAGUGUGAUCUAGUGAGUGAUAGGGUGAGAGUGCCCGGCCCGAUGUGCUGUGAGCUGUGAUCCGCGGCUCCGCGGCCGGGGGGUUGGGUGGCUGUGCGGAUUGGUUGCUCAGCUCUGCUCGCCAACACAGCCAGUUAGUCGAGCAGGGUUUGUUUUAACAUAACCAGAGGCACAAUUCGACAGCCCGCAAAACAACCAUGUAGUAAAUAUGAAAUUGUAAUUGCUAGGGACCAAGGUGAUAUAGGCUACACUGACUCUUGAUGCACUAAAAUGGAAGGCUAAUUCUAUUUUGUCCAUUGAUGACUCUGUUUUGUUAAGGCCGACGCUGAUGAGAUAGUACAGGAGGUGAAGGGGAGAGAAUGAGAGAUGUGGGUCUUUCUUGGCCUACUACUACCGCUGCUACUGCUGGGAUUGUGCAGAUCCGCUUUCACAAAUCGAAAAAAACAUACGCUUCAUGCCCCAAUCUGAAAGACCCGCAGUUGGCGUUAUUGUGACCGACCUCCAAAUGGAAGGAGCCAUGACAACAUGAAUCGGUCAUACAGACGGGCUGUAAGGGGCUGCUCAGGCUCAGCAUCAGCCACAGUGUACAGCUCAGGCCAGCCAGAGUUGAGGCCCCCCAAUGGCCUCUCAGUUUCUGCCACUUCCUAUGGAAACCAGUGUAACAGCAGCACCAAGCAUGGUUCAACAGACCAACUGUCGGCGGCCAUGCAACUGUCAACCUCCGCCCUCAAACAGGCACCUAGCUACAUGUAUAACCAGGCAGAGAAGGAGAGGCCCCACUGCUACAGUCCUCUGCUGAGGCUCCAGGACCUCUCCACUAUGGUACACAGACCUGGGUCUGAUCUGGGACCCGGGCCCCAGCCUAAGGAUCUCGACGCCAGGAAGCAUUUACACUCUCACAGCCCAGUGGGAGUCUCUAGUUUUGGGGCUCCCCUGGUCCGACUGCCCCCCUCUACUGGUAAUGAGGAGACAGAACCCUGCGAGGAUUCCAUGCGGGAUCAGAACGGUUUCUCUCCUGUUAGUUCUGAUAGUUUGGAGCGCUGCUCCCCCAUCCCCAAUGGAUACCUGCAUUUCGAGUCCACCUUGUUUGACAGUGGGGACAGGGAGGAUGAGGAGGAAGAGUUGGUACCUUUUCAACAACACUCUUCUAAGUCCGCCAGAGACAGAACAGUCACAGACCCUAACACCACCUCUGGUUCAGGGGUAGGCCAUACCAGCACAUACAAACCCUCUGUUCUCAACCUGAUGUCUAAGAGUCUGUCUGAACUGGACCCUACUCUGAGCCCCAGUGCCCUGCCUGACAUGUCCAUGGGGGAUGGCUGGAGUAUGGACCAGGACUCUGACAGUGACAGUGACAGUGCGAUGACAGGAGACACACUUGACCAUGGUCUCAUCUCACCUGUUGGAACCAACUCUAAUCCCAACAGCCCAAAGAAGAAGCCCCUCCCAGUAGUGCAGUACUUGGAGGGAGAUCUGGUCUGGGCCAAGUUUAACCGCCGCCCCUGGUGGCCCUGUAGAGUUACCAUAGAUCCUCUGGAGGGGAUACACACACGCAUGAAAGUCCCCAGUCGUCGUCCUUGUCGUAUCUAUUACGUGGAGACUCUGGGGGAGAUGGCAGACCAUGCCUGGGUACCUGGGAAAGUUACCUACCCAUUCACAGGAGGAGAGCAGUUCACAGACCUGCCUGUGCUGAGACGGAGAGGGAAACAGAGGGAAAAGGACUACAAAUACACAAUACCAAAGCGUCUGUUUGAGUCGUGGAAAGUCGGUGUGCUGGAAGCUGAGUUUCUCCUACCUGACCUGCUGAAGAAUACUGCUGUCUCUUCUUCCAUGCCCUCUAACAGUGAAGAGCGGGUGUCCUUUCCACUGCCUGAUGAAAAACCAUCCGAGGCCCCCUCUUGUUCCUCCUCUAUGCUCACUGCACCCCCCUCCUUCAGCCCUCCCCCCAACAGAAACAAACAUCCCCCUGCUGCCGACCUGGCCGUAGCGAACGACAGUAGCAGCAAAAAUAAACCCUGCCAGAAGAAGAAGAGGAAGGGUUUGGCGGAGAUCUUUGGUCAUAUAGGUGGAAAUCCCACAGAGUCACUAAGCAUCCUAGACUUGGCCAACCAAAUGCCUGCUGCCACAGCUGAUCCACUGAAAGAAGAAGAUCCCAAGGACUCUCCAUACGCAGACCUGGAUUCUGUACCAACCAUUGUGCGUCCCAAACGGUCUGAGAAACCUGCUAAAGAAGACACAGAGAAACCGUCUGAACCCUCACAAGAGGAGGCAGAGAAAGGGGGCAAGAAGGAGCGGGCUACUCCUCCUGAAAAGACCAAAGACAGGCAUGUUGUCAUGGUGGUUCCUAGGCAUGUAGUUCCUAUAUCCUCAUCCCCAAAUAUUUUAGUAAACAAAUCCCUUUUCAAAUAUAGAACUACAAAAAACACAAAUGUUUUACAGUCAAAACAGAAGUUGGGCAGCUCUUCUGAACUAAAGAAUAUAAAUGCUCUUGAUAAGCCCUCUCUGCAACUCCCUUCCAGCAGACGUCUGAUGACCAGGGCCCUGAAAGCAGAGGAAGAGACAGAUCUCAAACAGACUCUGCUGGCCUCAAGCCAAAACUUGACAAAUGAUAGGCUUAAUGUACAUUCUUCUGACGAUGAUGAUGAUGAUGUGAGCGAUAUUGUUCAGAUCAGAACAGAGUCGUCUACAAGCAGGGAUUCUUCACCAGACAAAACCAGAUCCUCUGCUAGCUCUCCUAAAAAACAGCCUGAGUCUGAUUGGAGGCACCUCCACAACGGCUCGUGGAAAAACUCAGAAGAUGUGACUCCAGGGUCCAGUAAGCCUGUCAUACCCUCUAAGGUCAAGGAAGAGAACAUUGUCUCAGACAUAUCCUCCUGUUCUUCCUCCACCUCCACUCUCUCUCCCAUGGACACUUUCCAGGAUGUCAAGGAGCUGUCAUUCAAAUCCCUAGUGAAGGAGGAGAGUGACUCUGGGGAAUCUAACACUAAUUUUAAACCUGAGCCUAAUUACAAGUUCAGUACUUUCCUGAUGCUCCUGAAGGACAUGCAUGAUACCAGGGAGAAAGAGGGCAAGCCCCUGACCAUGCCUCCCUCGCAAGCCCUCAUCCAGGAGGAACCCAUGGUCAUAGCCACUGUCCAAGCACCAGCCGACACCCUGAACACUGCUGCUGGCGGGGACUGGACACCAACGGGGACCAAAAUCCAAAACGGCCAGCAUGCGAGCUCGCCAACACCCAAGAGCACACCGGCCAAACCCAAGUCCAAAACUAAACCCAUCAUGAAAAACGACACAUACAAACUUGAAGGGAAAACGGUGCUGGCUCAGAUGGUGGCGAACGCAGUAGAAAAGCAGCAGCGGAGGAAGCCGAGGCCUCCAGCCAAACUCCGGGCCACCAUCGCUGGUCUCUCUACCGAGUUGGCCGACCUAGCCUGGGGGAGGGAAUUUGUCUCUGGGCACGCUGACCUGGCUGAGCCUGGCCUCAGCCCCCCUCCUCUUCCUCCUGUCCCCUCCGCUGUUGACUCCUCAUCCUACCUCGACAAGAGCCCGGGUACCAAAGUGGCCCCUAAGAAGCGCUGGCAGACGUUUGCUCAGCAGGGGCCGGUGAAGCCUGGGAAGGAUCCAGGGGACCCGGGUGGGGUGGCCUCACCGCAGGGGCUUGCGGAAGUGAAUGGGGUCUACAGAGACUGCCAGGGAGGGACACCAGACCCUAUCAGCUCCCCUGAUCUAAACCUGGGGAUGGAGAAGCAAGAUGACACAUCAGCACUUUCUGAAAACAAACGGCUGAGGAAACCCAGCAAAAGACUGCUGGAAUCCACAGAGGAGGAACAAUUCUUCUCCCCGAAGAAAAGAAUAAAGAAACCUCUGGAAUCUUCCAAAACUCCGAGCCAUUCUUCAGCCCCAGCCCUGCUAAUGUACACCUCUACACCCAACCCCACCUCUCUCCCUACCUCUGGGGAGCCAGCCAGCCCCAUCCCUGGCCCUACCUCUGGGGAGCCAGCCAGCCCCACCCCUGGCCCUACCUCUGGGGAGCCAGCCAGCCCCACCCCUGACCCUACCUCUGGGGAGCCAGCCAGCCCCACCCCUGACCCUACCUCUGGGGAGCCGGCCAGCCCCACCCCUGGCCCUGCCUCUGGGGAGCCGGCCAGCCCCACCCCUGGCCCUGCCUCUGGGGAGCCAGCCAGCCCCACCCCUGGCCCUGCCUCUGGGGAGCCAGCCAGCCCCACCCCUGGCCCUGCCUCUGGGGAGCCAGCCAGCCCCACCCCUGGCCCUGCCUCUGGGGAGCCAGCCAGCCCCACCCCUGGCCCUGCCUCUGGGGAGCCAGCCAGCCCCACCCCUGGCCCUGCCUCUGGGGAGCCAGCCAGCCCCACCCCUGGCCCUGCCUCUGGGGAGCCAGCCAGCCCCACCCCUGGCCCUGCCUCUGGGGAGCCAGCCAAAACCCAGACCCUAGCAGGGCUGAAACCGAGUCUGUCUCAAGAUGUCCUCCACCGUGUUAUAGAAUCAUUAUCCAAACAACCCCCAGCAGUGACCUCUUUCUCUACUGACUCAUCAUCCGAUGGGGCAAACCCUCCUCUGCCCUCUGACCCAGUAUCCCUGGAGAGGAAGAGGCCAAGGAAGCCGUCUCACAAGGUCCUGGAAUAUACCAUAGAGGAAGUGUCAGUCAGUCCUCCAAAGAAGAAGGAGUUUAAGAACCAGAGUGUACAGACAGAUGUGAAAACAGAAGUCAGGGACACUCAGGUAAAGUCUGUGAAGAAAGAAGGGCCUGUAUCCAGCGUGACACCUCCAGAGAGCAUGGUUUCUCUGCAGGGCUCCUCUCCUGCCCGGCCCUCUAGCCCUACGGUGCUCCUCACCCCCAAGGAAGAGACCGAGAAGAUCAGUCCUGGGGUGGGAGGAGAGAGCCACACCAACGGAGAGACGACACCCAAAUCUGAGGUGUUCUCUCCUGGUAUGAAUGACAGUUUCUCCCGACCCGGUGAAGGGUCCCUGGUCUCCAGCACUAAGAAGAACACAGCAGAGAAAGGAGGAGCUGCGUCCAUGAAGGAGAAUGUCUGUCAGGUGUGUGAGAGGACAGGUGAGCUGCUGCUGUGUGAGGGCCAGUGCUGUGGGGCGUUCCACCUGCAGUGUAUCGGCCUAUUAGAAGCCCCUAGAGGGAAGUUCAUCUGUUGUGAAUGCACUAAAGGGGUCCACACGUGCUUUGUGUGUAAGAAGUCUGGCGACGGUGUGAAGAGGUGCAUGGUGCCUGUGUGUGGGAAGUUCUACCACAACGAGUGUAUCCUGAAACACACACCCACCCAGCCCCAGAAUAAAGGGGUUCGCUGCUCCCUCCACGUCUGUCUGUCCUGCCACAUCACCAACCCCCUCAACCCCUGCAUUUCCAAAAGUCGUCUGACCCGCUGCGUGCGCUGCCCUGUUGCGUACCACGCAAAUGACUACUGCAUGGCGGCAGGCAGCAUUGUCCUGGCCAACAACAGCUUCCUGUGUCCAAACCACUUCACCCCCCGCAAGAACUACAAGAACCACGAACACAUCAACGUCAGCUGGUGCUUCGUCUGCUCAGAAGGGGGCAGUCUGCUGUGCUGCGAGGCCUGUCCUGCUGCCUUCCAUCAAGAGUGUCUGAACAUCGAGAUGCCCGAGGGGAGCUGGUUCUGCAACGACUGCAAGGCUGGGAAGAAACCACACUUCAAGGACAUCCUCUGGGUUAAAGUGGGAAGAUUCAGGUGGUGGCCUGCGGAGGUGUGUCUUCCUAAGAACAUCCCAGAGAAGAUUCUCCGUAUGAAACAUGAGGUGGGGGAGUUCCCCGUUCAGUUCUUUGGUUCUAAGGACUACGCUUGGACCUACCAGGCCCGAGUCUUCCCUUACAUGGAGGGAGAUGCCAACAACAAGGACAAGAUGGGGAAGGGUUGUGACGCCAUCUACAAGAAAGCUCUGAAUGAAACAGCUGAGCGGUUUAUAGCGCUUCAGGCUGAGAAGGAGAUGAGACAGCUUCAGGAGGACAGGAGGAACGACAAGAAACCUCCUCCCUACAGACACAUCAAGGUGAACCGACCAAUUGGCAAGGUCCAGAUCAUCACGGCGGACCUAUCGGAGGUGCCUCGCUGUAACUGCAAGGCGUCUGAUGAGAACCCGUGUGGCAUGGACUCUGAGUGUAUCAACCGCAUGUUGAUGUAUGAGUGCCACCCUCAGGUGUGUUUGGCAGGGGAGAAGUGUCUGAACCAGAGUUACACCAAGAGACAGUACACCCAGGUGGAGAUCUUCAGAACCUUGUCACGAGGCUGGGGGCUACGGGGCGUCUCCGACAUCAAGAAGGGUGCAUUUGUGAAUGAGUACGUGGGGGAGGUGAUAGACGAGGAGGAGUGCAGAGCCAGGAUCAAACAUGCUCAAGAGAACGACAUCUGUAACUUCUACAUGCUCACUCUGGACAAGGACCGGAUUAUAGAUGCUGGACCCAAGGGGAACCAGGCGAGGUUCAUGAAUCACUGCUGCCAGCCCAACUGUGAGACCCAGAAGUGGACGGUAAACGGAGACACCAGAGUGGGGCUCUUUUCCCUGGAGGACAUCCCCAAAGGUGUGGAGUUGACCUUCAACUACAACCUGGAGUGUCUUGGUAACGGGAAGACGGUGUGUAAAUGUGGAGCGCCCAACUGCUCUGGGUUCCUGGGGGUCCGACCAAAGAACCAGCCAUCUAAAGCACGGGAAGGAAGGGAACUAAAGGAGGGCAAGAAGAAGGUUCUGGUGAAGAGGAAGCCUCAGCAGGAGGUGACGAAGGAGAGGGAGGACGGGUGUUUCAGCUGUGGGGACGGAGGACAGAUUGUGUCCUGUAAGAAGACAGGAUGUCCAAAGGUCUACCAUGCAGACUGUCUCAACCUGGCCAAGAGACCUGCAGGCCGUUGGGAGUGCCCCUGGCACCAGUGUGACGUCUGUGGUCAUGAGGCAGCCUCCUUCUGUGAGAUGUGUCCCAGCUCCUUCUGCACGCAGCAUCGUGAGGGCUUGCUCUUCAUCUCUAAGAUAGACGGGCGGCUCGCCUGCAACGAUCACGACCCCUGUGGACCCGAGCCUCUGGAACCAGGGGAGAUCAGGGAGUACGUACCUCCUGGGGGCAUGCCUCUCCCCCACCUCACCCACCCUCAGGGUCAGGUCCCACCCAGGCCUGGUUCCACCACUGCUGGUUCUAUCCCCUCCACAGUUGCCCCAGACCUGACCCAGGACUCGCUACUGCCCCCUACAGGGAGCUUGUUCCUCAACACCUCCCAGAACUCCAAUACCUCCUCCUACGGACCCCCUAGCAGUCCCUACAUGUCUGAUAGUCAAAUACUGCACUUCUCCCUUCCUUCUCCCCCCUCCUCCUACAAGGACGUGAAAGAGGAGGAGGAGGAGGAUGGAGAGCUGGAAGACGGACAGGUGGGUGGAUUAGAAGAGGAUGCAGAGGAGGAUGAAGAAGAGGAGGAAGGAGAGGUGAUGGAGGUAGUUGAGGAGGAAGAUGAGCAGUAUGAGGGCAGAGUAGGAGAGGAGGAAGGGGGAGAUGUGUAUGACACCUGGGGGGACUACAUGGAGGAGGAGCCAGACGAUGAGGGGGGGGUAGAGGGACAGGAGGAGGAGUGGGGGGGGGUGGAAGAUGAAGAGAAAUGAACUCUGUUUUACAUCCCUCCCCCUUGUCUUCCAUUCCUUCUUCCAUCUAUCCAUCUCUUACGAAAAUACUUUUUCUCCAGCUCUCAUCUCUCUAGUGACAUUCUGAUGGACUGACAAUGAGAGACAGAGAGAGAGAUUGUCCUGGUGGUGCCAAGCGAAAUACGAAGCUGCCUCUGUGUUCACACUGCAUUGCCUUCCUAUGCCCAGCAUAGCAUAGCAUAGCACAGUGUGGGAUAUAAACUGGUGCUAAGGGGCUGGGAGGACUGCUCUGGUCAGCCUCUGGUCCAUCUGUUGAUAUGUUAUUGGUAUGUGCUCUGGUCAGUCUCUGGUCCAUCUGUUGAUAUGUUAUUGGUAUGUGCUCUGGUCAGCCUCUGGUCCAUCUGUUGAUAUGUUAUUGGUAUGUGCUCUGGUCAGCCUCUGGUCCAUCUGUUGAUAUGUUAUUAGUAUGUGCUCUGGUCCAUCUGUUGAUAUGUUAUUGGUAUGUGCUCUGGUCAGCCUCUGGUCCAUCUGUUGAUAUGUUAUUGGUAUGUGCUCUGGUCAGCCUCUGGUCCAUCUGUUGAUAUGUUAUUAGUGACUAGUGCAUUUUUCUUUACAAUUGGAAAACAAAAAAGGAUGGGCAGCCUCACUCAGCCACACCCUGACUAUACCGGAUCUGUUGCAUGUGUGACCAUUGCAAAAAUAAAUGUACAAAUUCAAUCAUUUCAUCCACACUGCUUGCGCGCGUCAACUAAUGUCUUCGAUGCCAAACUCUGAAGUAGAACUUGGUUGCACAAUCUCCCGUCUCCUUAUUGCUUUUACAUAAAGAUACAACCCCACAUGUUUGCUUGAAAUGAGAAACCUGCAGAUAUUAUUCAAAGAUAACUUACUAGGUUUCCCUUUUAAUUUGUGGAUUAUACGGCAGAAUGGAGAUAUACACACGCAGUGUUUUUUUGUGUGACCUGGGUCAAAGUUCUCCAAAGGGACCUCAGAAUGGGAACACGUAUGCAUGAGAAGGUAAAAUAACAAGCCACUGUUCAUGUCCCCAGGACAAACUAGCUAACAACAGCUAUGCAACGUCCAUGAAUGUUUCCUGUGGAUUUUCACCUGUCCCCAAAUGUAAUAUAAUUGGAUCACAGUUGGUUUUGUUAUUUUUAACCUGCAAGUCAUGAUGGCGUCUGGUUGGAGUAGACAAAAUCAACACGCCCACGGUGGCGCACGCACGGGCGGGGCCGGUGGAGACAUGAUUUUUGAGUUAGGAGCUCGACCAGAUAUCAAGAAUAAUGAACGAUAUGCUCUCUAUGAUCACUGAUUUAUAAAACGGCAUAAACAACUUCUGGUUUGGAUAUAUACCUUUGUUACAAAUCAACACAAUGGUGAAAUCUAAAGUGCAUCUCUUGUAAAGGAAAAACACUUUUUGUCCACAGCGAAAGAUUAUGAUGAUAAACUCUCAAUCCAUAAUUAAGAUCCCAGAUUGUCCAUUAUCUUAAGAUGGUUUAUGGCUGGACAAACAUAAAUAUUCCAAGAGUUCAGAACAUCACUCCUGUUAGUUGUGCGCACAUCAAUGUUUUGACCUCCCUUUAUGGCUUCACGUUACUGUUCCAUCCACAGAAUUAGAACAAAUUCUAGUUCUAUGAUUCCAUCCCAUAGGUCAUUCAAAGAUCACAUCUGGCAGGAAAAUGUCUUGUCUGUUUGGGAGAUGAUGUGAAAGUUUAUAUUGUGAGUGCACGUGGUGUAUGUUUGAGUGCACGUGGUGUAUGUUUGAGUGCACGUGGUGUAUGUUUGAGUGCACGUGGUGUAUGUUUGAGUGCACGUGGUGUAUGUUUGAGUGCACGUGGUGUAUGUUUGAGUGCACGUGGUGUAUGUUUGAGUGCACGUGGUGUAUGUUUGAGUGCACGUGGUGUAUGUUUGAGUGCACGUGGUGUAUGUUUGAGUGCAUGUGGUGUAUGUUUGAGUGCACGUGGUGUAUGUUUGAGUGCACGUGGUGUAUGUUUGAGUGCACGUGGUGUAUGUUUGAGUGCACGUGGUGUAUGUUUGAGUGCACGCACUUGUCUGCGGUUAUAGAAUCAAGCGAUACUUGUCAUGUAUUGUCUCAUGGCCUAAAGAACAGUGUUUUAGAGUUUUAUAAAGUAGAGUUUUAUACUUCUGAAAUGACUGUUGUGGUGCUGUAAACAUUUGAACACAAACCCCUUAGUAUAGACUGCAUCGUCUCGCUGGAAAGCUGGUUGCCUGCAUCACUAAAAUACAUGGUUUAUCACCUCUGUUGAUUAACUGAAGAGCCAAGCAGAAUGUCUCGUGUUUUCUGUCAUAACUAAUGUUGAUUCAUCAGGCAGCUUUUCCAACAGGAUGGUUUAUCAUCACAAUGAAGCUGUGAAGCGUUCUGAAACGUCUCUACAUUCUAGAAAGGUUGUUCCGAGACCUUCAGUUCAUACAUUUUGUGUAAUGUUCUGCUGUAUAUGUUCAGCAUUCAAACAUGUAGCAGCACACUUCCAACGCACAAACACACGGGUCCAGUUUGUUUGGUUGCUGGUUAUGGUUAAAUUCCAUGAAAUAACAAACCUUCCCAUGAGUCUCGUCUAAUGCUUUUUAAAAUGAAAUUAGAACAUUUUCAUGAAUUUUACAAUUGGUUGAAUUGAUGUUUUAGAAUUAGAAUGUCACCAUGAGAAUCACUGGACAAUUGGCCUUACGAUCCUGAAUAUUCAGCCUUUUUAAACAAUCAAUUGGGUCCAACACAUAUCAACUAAAUGAGAAAAUGAUGUACUGAAUUCCCAAACAGAAGCACUACCAUUUUUACAUGGCUUGUCUAAUAAUGUGUCAACAAAUAUGUCUGCCUCACUCUUGACUUGACAUCCAGGCAGAGAACUAACUAUAUGUAUGUUUUGGUUGGCUAGUUUUGUAUGUAUCAAACCUAUAUAUUUUCCUUUUUUCUUUUUGUGAUGAUGUUUGCCAACAGGUCUACUUUAAAAGGUUCUCUGGCCACUCCUGUUUUUUUUAUUAUUAUUUUUUUUUUUAAGAGAGAUGAAACACAGAAAUAGAUUUUCUGAAGAAACAGGGGAUAUGAGAAGACUCAUGAACUGAAUUGUACUCCUUUGUGUAUAAUAAAUAUUAUAAGUAAAGUUUCACAAUAGAA
Messenger RNA from Oncorhynchus keta (chum salmon), 10730 nucleotides. RefSeq names its product nuclear receptor binding SET domain protein 1a (gene nsd1a). Gene Ontology annotation, cellular component: chromatin; nucleus. The record is from RefSeq and is a predicted model, not a curated record. The transcript has 20 exons. Gene Ontology annotation, molecular function: protein binding; histone H3K36 methyltransferase activity. NCBI's taxonomy places the organism in Eukaryota, Metazoa, Chordata, Actinopteri, Salmoniformes, Salmonidae. Gene Ontology annotation, biological process: regulation of DNA-templated transcription. Bases 527 to 7624 code for a protein of 2365 amino acids.